GUUACUGAUACACUGUAAUUAUUUUCUUUCUCUGAUUUUGUAAUAAAGUUAAAGCGGCAAGUUUAACUUAAUGAUGAAAAACAAUAGUUUAGUAACCACACACACACACAUUAGCUAUUACGAAAGUUGUUUUUACUUCCUUGUGUGGUCGUGUGCCAUCAUUUAUUCUGUAUAUCAAUUUUAUUUGGCAAAUAAUUAUUUCGAUGACUAUUACGAUGCAUAUGGUGAUUUUGAUUCAGGAUGGAUUUGGGUUGGAAAGAAACGAGACAUCUCCGAUCAAGAGUGGCUUGUAUGGCUCACAUUAGUGAAUAGAUUGAUACCUUAUAUUUUCAUCCAUCAUUUUAUCAGUCAAAUUAUUAAAGUCCAUAGUAACAAUAUGAUAUUAUGCUAUUGGUAUAUCGUAUCGUCUAUAAUUUUUCUCUAUCACUGUUUGGGUACAUUGAGCAUGUUAUGUGCAAUACUGCAACCUAGUUUUUUACAUAUAUUAACACAUAUAUGUAGUAAGAAUACAGCAUGGACUAUACAUAUUUUGUAUCUAUUUGUAAUACACAUAUUAAAAACACCAAAUGGGACUUUUCAAAGUUGGCUAGGAAUCACUGAUGAGAAGCAUUAUAUUUUAACACUACUAAUGUGUUGGAUACAUUUAAGAAGUAUCAGUCACAAUAUGGAUAGCAUUGAUGACCAAUUCUCCAAUUCAAAUAAUUUUAUUCAGAAAUUAGCAUAUUGCUUGUACUUACCUACAUUAUUUUUAGGACCACUUAUUUUGUAUCAUGAAUUUGUGGAAUCUAUUAAUCAACCACAUGAAUAUUGGAAUUAUCAAAGGCUUCUAACUUUUAUAUUAAAUUUAGUUAGAUACAUGUUCUGGUUAUAUGUGACCGAAUUGUUGCUACAUUUUAUUUAUAUAAAUGCUAUACAAUAUCACUCACAGGUUGUGCAGAAUUUAAAUUCGUGGGCAUUGUAUGGUUUAGGAUAUUGCAUGGGACAAUUUUUUUUUAAUAAAUAUGUUGUAAUCUAUGGAACAUGCAGUAGUUUAUGUUAUUUAGAUAACAUAAAAGCACCAUCGCAACCUAAAUGCAUAGCUAGGAUUCAUUUAUAUUCCGACAUGUGGAAACAUUUUGAUAGAGGAUUAUACAAAUUUCUUAUAAGAUAUAUUUAUGUUCCAAUACAAAAAUCACAAAAAUAUAGAUAUUUUGGAAAACUGUUUGCAUCAUUUACAUGUUUUACAUUUGUCUUUAUAUGGCAUGGAAUACAAAUGAACAUCUUUAUUUGGACAUUGCUCAAUUUUAUAGGGAUAAUAAUUGAAAAUAUAGGAGUAUCAAUUGGCAAAAGUAAACAAUAUCAUAAAAUACUAAAUAUGUAUUUAUCUUCAAGAAAUACUAAAAGACUUCAUUGCAUGCUAGCAAGCCCUCUUUUAGCAAUAUCAGCCAUAUCUAAUUUUUAUUUUCUUGGUGGACGAGAAAUUGGAAAUAUUUUUAUACAAAAUAUAUUAUAUGAUGGAUCCUGGAAAAGCCUAUCUAUUCUGCUGUUCUUUCUUUAUUGCUGUUGCCACGUUUCAGUAGAUGUUAAAAGCUGGGAAUUACGCCAUAUUAGAAGAUAAUGUAAUGCUUCGAAAAUUUGUCUACUAAAUAAAUGUUUGUACAUAGAUUGGUACAAAUUUGUUCUGACGUCUUAAAUGAAGGACAAAAACAUUUGUGAGAAGUUAAAAUGUCAGUUUAAAAGUUAAUUUUUUUAAAUAUUCUUUUAAUUCUUGUUUAAAUACUUUGCAGGAAUAUGAAAAAAUAUUUUUAUAAUCAAACAGACUUAAAAAUUAGGAGAACAUUUUUUAGGAAUUUUAUUUUUUAAGUAAAAAUAUGUAAAUAAAUUACAAUUGCAAUUUUUGUUAGGUCUCUAAAACAUAACAAAAAUCACUAAUUACCAUAAAUGACAUUUUAUAUUAUAAAAUUUUAUGUGGUUUCUUUAUUAGCAUCUUUUUAAAAAAAUGUAUAUAUCUUCAAGUACAAAAAUAAAAGAUUCUUAUAUGUAAAUAUAUAUGAGGGUUUGUACGAGCGUCAGUAUGAAAGUAAUGCCUCCUAACAUUUUUUUUUCAAAUCUGGCGUCAUAGAAAAUUUUGCGUUUCAAUGAGUUGUUAUUUGAAGUCUCUAGUUGAAUUAUGUUGAGUAGUAUUAUAAUCAUGCUACAAUUGGGUGCUUUCCAGCAAGGACACAUUGUGUUACACUGUGCUACACCGUGUAAAAUACUUGUUGAAAUGUAGUUUAGUUUUGUAGUGUAACACCAGAGUGCAUUAUAGUUUUCCAUUCUGAUUUUUAAGUCCGGUAUUCAUAGUCUUCAAGAUCGUCUUAAGUAAUGUCUUAAGACGCUAAUACGGUUCUGUGAUUGGUUCAUGACAUCAUAAGAUUGAACUUAAGACGGUCUUAAAUAACUAUGAAUACCGGCCUUAAGAGUAUUUAGCGUAUAUCUAUAAUAGAUUUAUAAUUUUAAAUAAUUAUAAAAUUAUAAAGCCCUGUGCACAAUAGAACACAUAUUAUAUAGGAAUAAGAAUAUAUAUUAAAUAUUAGGAUAUAUAAUAAAUAUAGAAAUAUUCCUGUAAUAAAUAUUAAAUAUUAAGGUGAUGCUGGAGUCGCCUGUAUAUAUAAUCGAUAAAAUUACCAUUUUCUAUGUUAUUGACCUAUAUCUGUCCCCGAGCAGAAAUUCGAUCAGGGGUGUAAUAACGCCCUUAGCAGGUUAUCUUUAAUGCAAAUCAGGUCCCGGAUAGAAAAUCCUGGUAGAGGCCAUAUCAGAAAUGUAACGCUAUUUUCCGUUAGAAACCUGACAGGGCUGCAAAGUCAAGGUUCUUAUCAGGAUGUUUUUCAGACCCCUAAAAGGAAUAAUUGCAUUAUACAUGCCUGAUAUGGCCUAGGCAGAGCCGUGAAGUUAGGUUCUUAUCAGGCUGUUUUUUAGGCCCCUAAAGAGAAUUGCAUUAUACAUACAUGCUUGAUGUGACCUAGGUCAGGCUGUACCUUAUCAAAACCUAAUUUUACAUU
This is a messenger RNA of Temnothorax curvispinosus, 3020 nucleotides long. RefSeq names its product protein-cysteine N-palmitoyltransferase HHAT (gene rasp). Gene Ontology annotation, molecular function: palmitoyltransferase activity. The record is from RefSeq and is a predicted model, not a curated record. NCBI's taxonomy places the organism in Eukaryota, Metazoa, Arthropoda, Insecta, Hymenoptera, Formicidae. Bases 71 to 1597 code for a protein of 508 amino acids. Gene Ontology annotation, biological process: protein palmitoylation. Gene Ontology annotation, cellular component: endoplasmic reticulum. The transcript is spliced from 7 exons.